This is a messenger RNA of Lotus japonicus, 1558 nucleotides long. RefSeq names its product glycinol 4-dimethylallyltransferase-like. Gene Ontology annotation, molecular function: transferase activity, transferring alkyl or aryl (other than methyl) groups. Gene Ontology annotation, cellular component: membrane. The record is from RefSeq and is a predicted model, not a curated record. The coding region runs from base 104 to 1330 and encodes 408 amino acids. Lineage: Eukaryota; Viridiplantae; Streptophyta; Magnoliopsida; Fabales; Fabaceae. The transcript has 13 exons.
AAAUUAAUGAAAAUGAUGUAAAAUUUAGUUUAUAAAUUAUGAGUCAUAAGAAGAGGAACUGCAUGCCACAAGUGUUGUUGGUGGGUUCAGUACUGUGUAGAUCAUGGAGUCGCUUCUGGUUGGAUCUUUUCCACAUGCAUCUUCAGUAACCACUGGUGGAAGUCUCUUGCCGCACAUACAUGGCGCCAAUAAGAAGAUUUACUAUGCACGUUCUUAUGCACCAAAAGCUUCACAGCAAAAAAGAAAAGUUCAAAAUAAAUAUAAUUUGCAGUUUGGUGAGCCAAGUUUGAACAAUCAUUACAAAUGCAUUGAAGGAGAUUCUCCAAAUAAAAAAUGCAACAGAAAAUAUAUUGUCAAAGCAUCAUCUGAACCAUCUUUUGAAUCUGAACCUAAUGCUUGUGAUCCUAAAACUGUUUUGCACUCUGUCAAAAAUUUCUUGGUUGCAUUCCAAAAGUUCUCCCGUCCGUUCUCAAUGGUUGGCAUUAUCUCAAACAUAAUUGCUACAUCUCUCCUUACAGUGGAGAAAUUAUCAGACAUAUCUCCAUUAUUUUUUACAAAUGUGUUGAAGGCUCUUGUACUUAACCUAACAAUGAGUAUUUAUGUUAAUGGUGUGAAUCAAUUGUUUGAUGUUGAAAUAGACAAGAUAAACAAGCCAUAUCUUCCAUUGGCAUCUGGAGAAUUAUCAUAUACAACUGGUGUCAUUAUUGUUGCAUUAUUUUUAAUUAUGAGUUUUUGGCUUGCCUGGAUUAUAGGUUCUUGGUCAUUCAUUUGGGGUGUUCUAGCACAAUCUAUAGUGGGCUUUGUUUAUUCAGCCAAUGUGCCCCUGUUAAGAUGGAAGAGACAUCCAGUGCUCGCAGCAAUGUGCCUCGUUUCUCUUAGUGCUUUUAUACUUCCAAUCACAAUUUUCAUUCAUUUCCAGACUUUUGUGUUCAAGAGGAUGACUAUCUUUUGGAGACCAUUGAUUUCUGUAAUUGCAUUCACGAGCCUCUACUUUGUAGGUAUAUCAUUGUGCAAGGACAUACCUGACAUGGAAGGAGAUAAAGCAUUUGGUAUCAAUUCUUUUUCAACACGUUUCGGUACAAAACAGGCAUUCUGGCUUAGUGUUACACUUUUCAAAAUGGCUUUUGGAGUCGCCCUAUUUACGGCAGCAACAUCUUCUUAUUUGUGGAGUAAAGUUAUAACGGGUCUGGGAUAUGCUGUUCUGGCUUCAAUUCUCUGGUACAAUGCCAAAUCUGUAGAUUUGGGAAGUAAAGAUUCGGUACAAUCCUUCUAUAUAUUUAUCUGGAAGCUACUUUCGGCACAUUACUUCCUCGUGCCUUUUGUUAGAUGAAGAUGCAGCAGCAUAGUUGAAGGCUUAACGCAACCAACUUAUGUGUACUUCAUUAUGCUUGUUUAGAACCACAUUGUAAACGUGAAUCCAAUUGAAGCUUCUACCUGAAAUUGUAUUUGAUUGUUUACACAUGACGUCCUUCAAAAUAUUUGUAUAAAUGUUAAGAGUGAGUGGAAAACAAUACUCUACCUUUACCAAUCUAAACCAUGUUACGUGUGUGUCUGAAAA